Pistacia vera is the source of this 732-nucleotide messenger RNA. RefSeq lists its product as uncharacterized. Gene Ontology annotation, molecular function: zinc ion binding; nucleic acid binding. The record is from RefSeq and is a predicted model, not a curated record. Lineage: Eukaryota; Viridiplantae; Streptophyta; Magnoliopsida; Sapindales; Anacardiaceae. Bases 1 to 732 code for a protein of 243 amino acids. The transcript has a single exon.
AUGUAUGAGGAGGAAAUGUCCAAAGCUCCAAGAGCUCUUUCUCACAUACAUUCUGCAGUAACAGACCUUGUAUUUACAAGGAUAAUGGCAUGUGAAACUGCAAAGAAAGCUUGGGAUAGAUUGAGAGAGGAGUUCAUGGGAAGUGAUACAACCCGUAACAUGCAAGUCAUGAACCUGCGCAGGGUGUUUGAAAUGCUGAGAAUGCAGGAGGUAGAGAAGGUUAAAGAGUAUGUAGAUAGACUCAUGAGUGUGGUGAACAAAAUCAGAUUAUUGGGAGUUGAGAUGAGUGAUAAGAUGAUAGUUGAGAAAGUGUUAGUCAGCCUUCCUGAAAGAUUUGAGUCCAAGAUAUCAUCCUUAGAAGAUUCAAAGGAUCUCUCCCAAAUCAGCCUCACUGAAUUGGUUCAUGCCCUGCAGGCCCAAGAACAAAGAAGGUUAAUGAGGCAAGAUGAUUCAAAUGAAGGUGCUAUGCUGGCUGUUCAAAAGGGAGUGAAUAUGCAGGGAAGUAAUAGAAAAUAUGCUGGAGAUAAGAGAGGAAAAGAGAAGGCUGGUGGUCAGUGGGGAAGGCAGAGUGGAGGAAGAAAUUAUCCACCAUGUUCCCACUACAAAAAGAAGGGACAUCCAGACAGUAAGUGCUGGUUCAGGCCUAGGAUUCAAUGCAGGGGAUGCAAGCAGUUCGGCCACAUUGAAAAAGUGUGCAGGAACAAGGCUGCACAGCCACCACAGCAAGCAUAA